CAAGAUGGCGGCUUUCAAUUCAUGACAAAUGUUUUUUUCCUUUAUCCGAUUUUCGCAUCUUAUUCACUCAUUUAAGCAAUCAAAUAAUUUGAGAAUAUUUAUUUAUGAUGGCCAAGGACUCUUUAGCAGCGCAGGCCCCCAAGCCACCAAGUUUUGAAGAGAUAUUGUCGGAUUUGCGAAACUCAGGUUUGCAAGACGUGGCUUUCCAACAUCCGAGUGAAGUUUGYCCGGUUGUGAAAGGGCUARUAGGGCAUUCUUCGUCUUCUUCRCAUGGAGAGAAAGACCAUGGACGAACAGACUCUCAAACCAGCUAUUUACCAACCCAAAACACAGGCAUCACAACAGGAGAUGAUUUAAACAGAGGUCAAGACAAAGAAAAAUACAUCCAUGUAACAGACUUUGUGAAAAACUACAAAACGCUGGUCAAAUCAUCUUCUGAACUGAAAGAUUUGGGUGAAAAUCUAGAGACACAGAGACAUGAACUUGAAAGAAAAAUUGAGCUGGUUAACAAAGCAUGGAAUGCAACGUAAUCCCUCUAUCUGUGUUAAAGCCCAGUCUACAUGAGAAAUUUUUAUGUGACAACUAUAUGUGGCAAUUUUAAGUGACGCUCAUCCACACGGGCAAUUUUCGAUAUGUGACAAUUUUUAGUCGUCACUUAAAAACUAGCAUGCCAUCUUUCCAGCAACUACAGUUGUCAAAUAAAAAUUGACUAAUUUUGCUCAUCUACUCGGGAAAAUAAAAAUUGUCACAUAAAAAUUGCCACAUAAAAAUUGCUGUAGACGGGGCUUAAGCCUGUUGGGACAGGGGCGGCGGCCAUGUAAGGGAAUGGACAAACAGUCAUGCCCAUUGUUAUAGCAUUGAUUGGUAUAUAAUAACGAUAUUUAUUGUUGAUAAGGUACUUAAAUUAUUUCAGAUAUUAUCAAUCAUGCACAAUC
Molecule: messenger RNA, 935 nt
Organism: Exaiptasia diaphana
Lineage: Eukaryota; Metazoa; Cnidaria; Anthozoa; Actiniaria; Aiptasiidae
Exons: 2
Coding region: 105-530 (141 amino acids)
Source: RefSeq, a predicted model, not a curated record